GACGUGGUAUUGAGUUCGGCUAUUGUGUAGUGAGGUUGGUGGCUGAACCACAUGCUGGUGGUGUUUUGUUUUAUUUCAGCUCUUGUUGCCGGAAAUUGAGACCUAGCUUGUCUCCAUUGUCGCGAAGCGCGAUGGCUGCUGCAGCGCGAGUACCGGAUAGCUUUUUUAUAUUGCUAGUCCUGUGGAAAGGAGGACGCUUGUGUGAGCGGGGUUUCCUCCCUUGGCUGGAUGGGACGGCAAUGCACUCGUUGACUAUUUCGAUACCAUUUCUCUUUUUCUACAAGUCGCAGUAGCAUCUAUUUCGGGGGCCAUUUUAAAAUUAUAUCCACGUUAAUAUGAGAUAUCGCAGUCCACAGGCACAGCUACUGAUUUUGUACGGGGUUUUCUUGAUAAACGGGUGUAUACCGGCACUAACAGUGCGGAGCGCAACGGGAAUUGUAUCACCAGAGCACAGGCUUGAGUACGCAGGGACGUGGAAGCAGCAAAUGACAUACGGGCUGUCCUUUAUAGCAGGGAUCUUUGCAGUGAACCUGCUGGGCGCGCGUGUGGUGCUGUUUUUUGGCGGGCUCUGCGGCAUCCUGUAUGCAGCGGGGAUUAUAUGUGUGCACAAGUACUCUAUACACGGGCUUUUACCUUGCAGGCACGAUUCUAAACAGCAUUGGGUAUGCAAUGGCGAUGCUGGCAGUGAACACAAUGGUGCUGACGUAUCCGCGGGAGCAGCAGAAGGCGCGCGCAGUGGCAGUGUUUCUGAUCAGCCUGGAGCUGUUCCUGACAUUGGGCGACGUUAUGUUCAAAUCCUGAGGGCGGCGAGGGGCGCAACUGGAACUCGGCGGUGGUGCAGCUAGUGUUUAUAUGCAUUGGGACGCCCCUGACGCUGCUUCUGAGCCCUGCGGAGCAGGUGGUGCGGGACACCGGCGUAUAUGUGCUGGCGGUGCCAGCCAAAGGCCC
This is a messenger RNA of Linderina pennispora, 948 nucleotides long. RefSeq lists its product as uncharacterized. Lineage: Eukaryota; Fungi; Kickxellomycota; Kickxellomycetes; Kickxellales; Kickxellaceae. The record is from RefSeq and is a predicted model, not a curated record. The coding region runs from base 336 to 845 and encodes 169 amino acids. The transcript has a single exon.